This is a messenger RNA of Bipolaris victoriae FI3, 1023 nucleotides long. RefSeq lists its product as hypothetical. The record is from RefSeq and is a predicted model, not a curated record. NCBI's taxonomy places the organism in Eukaryota, Fungi, Ascomycota, Dothideomycetes, Pleosporales, Pleosporaceae. Bases 1 to 1023 code for a protein of 340 amino acids. The transcript is spliced from 2 exons.
AUGUCCUUUUGGGAGCAAGUCUACAGCCGCCUCAUUUUUCAAAGUGGCGUAGGUUUUGUAUACCGCCAACUAUUCAUGCACCCGCCUCCGAUUGCAGCAGGAGUCAAACUCGACGGCCAGGCAGCCAUUAUCACCGGCUUAAACACCGGUCUAGGACUUGAGGCGGCACGCCAGCUCCUCCAGCUGGACCUCACUCGUCUCAUCUUAGCCAUCCGGUUAGAAGCCAAAGGUAACCUCGCAGCAGAGGCUCUUCGUAAUGAGUUUCCAUACGCCCGAGUCGAGGUUUGGAUCCUAGAUAUGGAGGAUCCCGAGUCCAUCUCCGCCUUUGCUACAAGAUGCCAGGCGCUGUGUAGGCUUGAUAUCGCUAUUCUCAACGUCGGGGUGCAGAACAAGGACCGUGUCAUUUCUCCCAAGACAGGAAAAGAGCAGACUUUCCAAGUAAACUACCUCUCAACAAUCAUGCUGGCUGUACUUCUUCUGCCGAUACUGAAAGCCAAAGGGGGACUGGCUGGCAAGCCGGCUAGGCUCACAGUAGUGACAUCUACAACUGCAUAUUUCGCGGAUUUCGACCACGAGGAAGCAAUUUUACCGCAGUUUAACGAAAAGUACCAUGUGACCAAGUGGUAUGCGCGUGAAAAGUUGCUCCAAAUGAUUCUCGUGAGACGACUCGCGGCGCUAGUUGACUCUGAUAAGGUUAUCAUUAACACGGCCUGUCCGGGGCUAGUUAGAAGUACGGAAAUAUGGCGGACCUUGCAUACAAGCUCUUCAUUCAAUCUUAUUCUCCCAGCGUACUUUACUCUCUUUAGUAGAAGUCUGCAAGAGGGUGCUAGUACGUAUGUUCAUGCAGUGGUGAUUGCAGAUCGAGAAAGCCAUGGAGGCUUCUUGAGUGACUGGGGAGUGCGCCCAUUUUCGGUUGUCAUGUAUUCAGAGCGUGGCGAGAAGUUGAUCAAGAAAGUUCUGAGCGAAAGUAAAGAGAUACUAGGAGCUAUAAAUGUCCCAAAAGCCUUGAUAUACGAUCCAUAG